AUGAUGUCGAUUAAAAACAAACUGAAAUCAACCUGUGAACAUUUUUUGGCGGACAUACACUCAUUUCGCAUGCCCAUAAAGAACGAAACAACGCUUACCAAAAUACUCUUGGCCACGCAUAUCACCUUUACCAAGCUAAUGAACCAAAUUGACAUUUACAACCGGCAUAUACACGUCAAGACCAUCAAAUUACAGAAAAAACAGGAAGAUGAGCAGUUUGUAUUGUAUGAGUACAACAAUCGCGAUGUUACAUUCACGGUUCUUGUGCACAAUGAGCACGGAAUCGUGCAGAUUGAGACUGGACUGAUUGAGCUGAAUUAUAAGGCCAUGAACUACGUCAACAAACUAGAAAUAAAGGAUCAGCUGGAACAGAUAGAACUUUUUCUGUCUUUGUACGCUGAUUUUAAAUGGCGCUGCUGUGAUUUUUGUCUUGAAUACACUAUCUUUCCCGAUUUCAGCUUUCCCAUUGGUAGGGCGCUUGAGAAAGAUUUUGUGGCUGCUUUCCAUCUAGAAUGCAAUGAAAAGAAUGAUGAAAAACACAAAGUGAUCUAAUGACAGUGAAAAUAUCUUUCCGUGCUCGUUGGAACGGUUUGAUCCUCAGCCAGGGAUAAGUAGCCUGGGCGUAUUGCCAUGUGGCAAAUAAAAUACAAUGAGGUAAAAAUUGCGGUUUGUAAAAUUAACAGUUGUUGCAUUUUUUAACCAAAUCGCACGCGGCUUCAAAAAAGUAAUAGCGCACCGAUCAGAUGAUCCUUCUAGCAUUUUACGCUUUGGUACACGUUUACACAAUCAAUUAUCAGAGAAACGAGCUUAUUUAUUAAUCUUGUGCAUAUCAUCUUACAACAGCCAGACACGUUCAUUGGAUCGGUCUUUCUCUCCACCAUGCAGCGUUAUUAAGAAUUGUAGCAAAUUUGUAUCGCUUGUCCAUCCAGUACCUGAUACAUAUUCAAUUUAAUGUUGUCUCGCAUUAUAAAAUUGUCUUUUUUCAACCCGAUUUUGUGUUAAUUCACGUUUAUCAUUUCUUCCAACCUCUUUUUUAGGUCCUUCACCGUUACCUCGUCAUCGAUUUUCACGAAUACUGUUUUCCCUAGACCAUCAGUA
Molecule: messenger RNA, 1098 nt
Organism: Vavraia culicis subsp. floridensis
Lineage: Eukaryota; Fungi; Microsporidia; Pleistophoridae
Exons: 1
Coding region: 1-552 (183 amino acids)
Source: RefSeq, a predicted model, not a curated record